CUUCUCUUAUUUUUACAUAUACACAUUGACAUGGCCACACCGGCGAUUGAUUCAGCAGCAGCAGCAAUAGUAGCAGCAGAACCUCAGCCAGUUCAAGCAUAUGCUAAGUUAGAAGGAGACGAUUUCUGCUAUUACAUUCGGACACUUCAAGUGACGUUGGGCAGAAAAGUCAAGAAACCAGAUAAUGUGGAUAUUCCGCUUGGAAAUAUCAAAUCCGUCUCUCGUCAGCACGCGCGAUUAUUUUAUAAUUUUACCACACAACGAUUUGAGAUGAUGGUCCUUGGUAAGAACGGUGCAUUUGUCAAUGAACAAUUUAUUGAAAAAGAUGUCACUGUUCCUCUGGAAAACAAGACAAAGAUACAAAUUGGUGAAGUGUCCUUCAUAUUCUUAUUACCACGCAUGGAGUUAGAACAAGCCGAAAAAUCAAUACCCAUUGGAUACAUAUCAAGGCCACAGCAAUUGGAGAAAAAAUCUUCAAAAAAGCGUGAGCGAUCACCGAUGGAUGAAGAUGACGGUGAAGGAGACGACAACGAAUUUAAAUAUAUCAAGCAAGAAAAUAAUAAACGAGACAUGAAUCCAGAAGAUUGGGUCGAAUCUUCUUCACCUGAAGAUCCUUCUCUCUAUGUCUCAAAAGACGUCAAACCACCCUUCUCUUAUGCUUCCUUGAUCGCACAAGCAAUUAAUUCUUCUCGGAAUAAACGCAUGACUUUAAAUGGCAUCUAUACCUUCAUCACCACCAAUUUCCCUUAUUACCAAAUGGCAUCUAACGGCUGGCAGAACUCCAUCCGUCACAAUCUAUCAUUGAAUAAAGGGUUCGUCAAGGUACCACGAAAGGAUUCUGAACCCGGUAAAGGAGCCUUUUGGACAAUUGAUCCCAUUGCACAAGACAUGUUUAAAGGUAAAAAACAUCGCUUUGAAGAAUCCGAAGAUGAAAACUCUCUCGUUCCCGUCGAAUCAGACCCAGAAGAAGAACAAGAACCGCCAGCAGCAAUAGCAUUGCCUAGCCAGAUACCCACCAUCGAGCCUGAAUUACAAGCUCAGUUACAGAACACCAUCCAACAGCAUCUUUUGGACCCAAUAAGUCAUCCAUUACCUCCUUCCAUCGCCGAAUUAUUACCUCAUGCUAUAUCUCAAUUACCUCCUCAAUUAGCAAAACAGCUUUCUACUACUUUACAAUCCGCUUUAAAAAAGAGGUUCAAUCAUACCACAAGCACAUCUCCCUAA
Mucor mucedo is the source of this 1224-nucleotide messenger RNA. Its product is annotated as fork head domain-containing protein. Gene Ontology annotation, biological process: regulation of transcription by RNA polymerase II. Gene Ontology annotation, molecular function: DNA-binding transcription factor activity, RNA polymerase II-specific; RNA polymerase II cis-regulatory region sequence-specific DNA binding; protein binding. The transcript has 3 exons. NCBI's taxonomy places the organism in Eukaryota, Fungi, Mucoromycota, Mucoromycetes, Mucorales, Mucoraceae. The record is from RefSeq and is a predicted model, not a curated record. The coding region runs from base 31 to 1224 and encodes 397 amino acids.